AUGAUAGAUCUUUUAGGCUUACCUGCUGAAUUACUCCUAUGGGUGUUGGAGCUCUUGAGUGCAUCCUUCUAUCGAGAUGACAUCCGCAGGUUAACGGUUUGCAAGCAAUGGUAUCCCGCAGCACACGUUGUGUUCUACUCCGACAUAUACCUACAAGCCGAAAGUCUAUCCAGAUUUCUUCUCCGCCCGAGUCACAGUACGUCGGACGACUCUUCCAAGCAUAAGUGGAAUCACCUUGCUAUAGAGCUAAGAGGGUUUGAGAGCUGGGACAGUACUUAUGCUCAGGGUCUAGAUGAUCAGGCAAUCCAGGCUUCCUUGGGUUCAUGGACGAGAAAUUUGAACAGUGAUCUCACCAAGCUUGCAACAUGGCUUCAGGGAAGUAGGACUCUCCGUACGCUGCGGUUUACCGCAUGGAGUGAAUUCAACCCUAAGCUCCCAAUGCUCCCGCGCCGAGAAUAUAUAUUAAUGGAUAAAAUACUCGGUCUUCUCUCGCUUGGCCGGCUGAGUGUCCUAGAACUGGAUACCUGCGGAAGCAAUUUUAUUCACCAGGACGAGUCCCAACUACACUCGAGACACCAGAUGCAUAUUUGUCAAGAUAUAGCGGCUCUUCUUCCACAGCCACACCGGCUUCGUUUACGCAUGCGUGAAAUAUGCCCACUUGUUCUCUACACUCAGGAUUCGGCGGUUCCAUAUUUAAGGUCAGUUAUAGUGAACCUCAGCCUGUCAAAUGAACCCUCAGGUAUCACAGCAGCGUCUUAUAGCAGAAGAUGUGGUUCAUCUGAUAGGUCUGGCUCCCUAAAGUUACGAUCUGAUAUGGAAGGCCAGGCGACUCGCCUUGCAGAACAAAUGACCCACCCAGCAACCGUAAGAGUCAUUUUCCAUCCUCAUAACGGGUGUUUUGCUUCCGGGUGGAAACUGCAGUACUUUGAAAUUUUGACCAGAAAGCGCGCUACGCUUCAGCCUUUUAUGCCUUGGGAUGGUGAUGGCAAAACGGAGUAUGAGGACUCAGAGGGCUCAGAGGGCUCAGAGGAGGAGGAGUAA
Molecule: messenger RNA, 1041 nt
Organism: Nannizzia gypsea CBS 118893
Lineage: Eukaryota; Fungi; Ascomycota; Eurotiomycetes; Onygenales; Arthrodermataceae
Exons: 1
Coding region: 1-1041 (346 amino acids)
Source: RefSeq, a predicted model, not a curated record